AUGUCCAGUGGCCCCCUCCCCGGGCCCAGGGAGGCACAGGAGGAGUGCUGGGAAGCAGGAUGGGACCCCGAGAUCUCGGGGGUGGGGGGGGGCGGAGAGGCGCGGGAGCGCGUCCCCGUGACCCCGCCCUGGCUCAGCCCCCUGCCCGACUCCCAGCCCACCCGGUCCAGCGCAGCGGGCUCCCUCUCCCCCUCCCCUGCACUCACCUCCCCUGCCGGCUUUGGGGGGCCCCUCACCUCACCUGUAGAGCAGGGCUGUUGUCUUUCUGUCCUGCUGCCCCCGGAGCUGUCAGACGACGAAGGAGCACCCUCCGGGCCCUCGGCUUCCCUCCCUGGCUUCUAG
Messenger RNA from Rangifer tarandus platyrhynchus (Svalbard reindeer), 342 nucleotides. The record is from the annotation of a GenBank genome assembly. Lineage: Eukaryota; Metazoa; Chordata; Mammalia; Artiodactyla; Cervidae.